This is a messenger RNA of Suhomyces tanzawaensis NRRL Y-17324, 1191 nucleotides long. RefSeq names its product septin (gene CDC12). Lineage: Eukaryota; Fungi; Ascomycota; Pichiomycetes; Serinales; Debaryomycetaceae. The transcript has 2 exons. Gene Ontology annotation, biological process: cytoskeleton-dependent cytokinesis. Gene Ontology annotation, cellular component: septin complex; cytosol; septin ring. The record is from RefSeq and is a predicted model, not a curated record. Gene Ontology annotation, molecular function: GTPase activity; GTP binding; molecular adaptor activity. The coding region runs from base 1 to 1191 and encodes 396 amino acids.
AUGCCUGAACCAGUGGGAAUUGCAAACUUGCCAAAUCAAAGAUACAAAAUUGUAUCCAAACAAGGUGCCACCUUCACCUUGAUGGUUGCAGGUGAAAGUGGAUUGGGUAAAACUACAUUCAUUAACACCCUUUUCCAAUCUUCGUUAAAAGCAUACCAAGACGCUUCCGAAAGACACAACAAGUUCACCAGUGCUCAUCAAACUGUCGAAAUCGACAUUGUCCGUGCAAUUUUGGAGGAAAAGAACUUCAAGGUUCGUUUAAAUAUCAUCGACACCCCCGGGUUUGGUAACAAUGUCAACAACCAUGAUUCUUGGACCCCAAUUAUUGAUUUCAUCGAUGAUCAACACGAAUCCUACAUGAAACAAGAACAACAACCUUCCAGAUUAAAUAAGAAGGAUUUGAGAGUCCACGCAUGUCUUUACUUCAUUCGCCCAACUGGCCAUUCUCUCAAGCCAUUGGAUAUUGAAAUCAUGAAGCGUCUCUCCACCAGAGUGAACUUAAUUCCAAUUAUCGCUAAGGCUGAUACCUUGUCACCUAUUGAAUUGGAAGCCUUCAAAUCGAGAAUAAGAGAUGUCAUCGAAGCUCAAGACAUUAAUAUCUAUACUCCACCAUUGGAAUUGGAUGAUCCAGCCAGUGCUGAGCACUCUAAGCAAUUGAUCGAAUCCAUGCCAUUUGCCAUCAUUGGUUCCGAAGAAGAAUAUGAGGUUGCACCAGGCAACUUUGUCAGAGGAAGAAAGUACCCAUGGGGUUUAGUUGAAGUUGAGAACGACCAGCAUUGUGACUUCAAGAAAUUAAGAAGUUUGUUGUUGAGAACCAACAUGUUGGACUUGGUCUUAUCUACGAACGAAUUCCACUUUGAAACCUUCAGAUCAGUUAAGUUGGGUGGUAAUGACGAUGAUGCCGGUAAUGAGGGAGAAAAGGAUGAAGAUGCCAAUGAGAACGGAGACGUUGUCAAGAAGUCGUUGGCAAAGAAACCAAGAAGAUUACACAAUCCUAAAUUCAAGGAAGAGGAAGAUGCCUUGAAGAAAUUCUUCACGGAACAAGUCAAGGCUGAGGAGCAGAGAUUCAGACAAUGGGAAACCAAUAUUGUCAACGAAAGAAACAGAUUGAACCAGGACUUGGAGGAGAUGCAAACUAAGUUGAAAUCCUUGGAAGAGCAAGUUAAGAAGUUGCAAUUACUGAAACGUUAA